AUGGAUUGCAAGUGUAAAACAAAUUCUUCUUUAUUUAGAGAGUGUUGUUAUCAAAAAUAUAUAUAUAAACCAAAACUUUUUAAAGAUCCUAAUAGUGAAUAUUAUAAUUAUUUGUUAAUAAAUAUUGCAAAACUUAAUUCACAAACAAAAAAUCGUGACUAUGAAAAACUUAAAGAAAAGAUAAAAAAUACUUUUGAUUUAAAUUUAUUAAAAACAAAAGUUCAAAGAUAUAACAAUCUAAGAGAAAAAAUCAAUGCUGAAACUAAUAUAGAACAACUUAGAGAUCUUCAAUAUUGGCAUCAACAAAUUACUAUUGAUGCAAUACUACCAAAUAAUUUAAAAGAACAACUUAAUAAUAUACAUAAAGAACAAGUUAAUAGAUAUUGGUAUAGAGAGAUACAACAAAGCAAAAAUUUACUUAAAUCUCAACGUAUUGAAUUAAAUAUUUUAAGAGAUGAAACUUUAAAAAAACUGUCAAACAAAUACUAUGAUGAAGAACAUGUUCAAGAUUUAUCAAAUGAUAGUGAUUUAGCUAUAGCAAUUAAUAAUUUUAAUCAAACAUUAUUAGAUGAAGACCAAAAUAAAAAUCAACUAAUAGAUACAAGAAAAAAUCAGUAUAAUAAUUUAUUUUAUGAUUUAAUUGAAUGUUCAAUGCGACAAGAAGAGGAUAAACAAUCACUUGCAGAUGGAGAAAAAUAUAAUUUGUUAAUUCAAACCUUAGAGCAAGAAUAUCUUGAGGAGCCACAUAUUAGCAUAUUUUCAGAAGCCUUUAAAUCAUUAUUAAAUGAUGUAAUAUUAAAAGAAAAG
Messenger RNA from Dentiscutata erythropus, 807 nucleotides. The record is from the annotation of a GenBank genome assembly. Lineage: Eukaryota; Fungi; Glomeromycota; Glomeromycetes; Diversisporales; Gigasporaceae.